AUGUGCGAACUGCCGGAGGCGACCUCCUGGAAGUUGCGUAUCAAUCUUCACGCGCUGCAGACGAGUACCAGGCAGGAAAUUUCACAUCAACCCUCUUUUGCUUCUGGAGGAACUCUGCGACCGUCGCUUCUGUUCGAGACCUCCCAAGACCAGUCAUACGAAGAAUUAGUCAACUGUCUACCGGCAAAGCCCGUAGUCGACCAACUGGUGAAUUUAUUCGUCAAUGGUUUGGACAUACCGACACUUCCAAUUCAUUUACCAGUGUUCCUGAAGGACUAUCAACUUUUCUGGGACAAUCCUGGCCGCGUGUCUCUACCGUGGCUUUCGAUUCUGUUUUCUAUCAUCUCCCUAGGCUUGCAAUAUGUCCUGAGAUCUGGAUCGGCAAUCGAUGGAAUUCCUUACACAGAGCCUGCAUGCCGAAAGUUUGCCUCCAAGGCAGCAGAAUGUUUGAGGACGUUCGAUUAUGCUAAGCCCGCACCGCGAACUGUCGAAGCUAUGAUCAUGUACAUGCUUUGUGAACACAUUUGGUUGGGGGAAUAUCGUUUUAGGGCUUCCCUUAUUCUCAGCUUGACCAUACGACUGGCCAUGCGGGCCGGUUAUCAUAGGGACCCUUCGCACUACAGUCAAAUAUCUACGUUUGAAGGUGAGGUGCGAAGAAGGUCGUGGUCGUAUCUGGUGCAGCUCGACAUCUUAUUUGCCUCGUAUCUGGGCCUCCCACGCCAUAUAAGUGACCGGCGAACCGACACGGCACUACCAUCAAAUAUUGCAGAUGAAGAUCUGCAGCCUGAUAUAACGUCUCUACCUUCUAUCCGAAAUCCCGCAGAACCUUCAGCCAUAUCAUUCCUAAACUACAGGGAGCAACUUUGCAAGAUACUUGAUCAGAUCACAGACUGCACUACUUCGUUCGAAGACCUCCCUUACGACAAGGUCCUCAGAUUAGAUCUGGCUCUUGAUAGGCAGAUUGACGCCUGUCCAGCUUGGUUGGAUCCGUCACCACGUUUUGAGGUACGCAUAAUGAAUGAUCCCGCAACUAUGAACCAGGCAAUAGAGGUCGAUAUACUGGCGCAGCGAGCGCGCAUCAUCCUCCACCGAAGAUUGCUUAUUCCUGCUCAUGGCAACCCGCAGUAUUUACCCUCACGCAACAAGUGUGUCGCAGCUGCAGCGCGGAUACUCCAGCAUCAAAUCACGGUUUCUCAAAUCUCAUUUAAUGUGGAUGGCAUGACCGUGCCAAAUUGGAGAGCUCUCUCCCUCAUGCACGAAGACUUUCUUCUAGCAUCCAUAAUCUUAUGCCUCCACAUCAACCAAGAUAUACGUCAUGGGAAGGUAUCGCGAGAUCUAGAAGAUUCCCCUAGCAAGGAAGUUGAGCUACAAGAGCACCUGGGGCUGUUAGGAUCAUGUCGAAAGAUUCUGCUCGAUGCUGAAAAGCCUAAUCGUGAUGCGCAGAGAGCUGCACAGGUGAUAGAGGUUGUACUUCUGCAAGCAUCCAAAGCUCGAAAUGCCAACCCAGACAAGGACGAAGAUACUAAUGAUGCGAUCACUGGCGUCUGCCCGGCUAGCUCAGAGCCUGGUCCGGCCGAUUUUGUACCAGUUGGACUUGAGGAUGGAUAUUUUGGAGACCCUUAUUGGUUUGGAAAUCAGGUGCCGAUGUUUUCUGAUUUGGAUCACGCGUUUGCCAGCUUUCCAUCAGAUGAACAGUUUCCUUUCUUGGCUGGCUCGGAUUUGGAUGAUAUACUAUCGUUGGGCUUGUAG
Messenger RNA from Clonostachys byssicola, 1749 nucleotides. NCBI's taxonomy places the organism in Eukaryota, Fungi, Ascomycota, Sordariomycetes, Hypocreales, Bionectriaceae. The record is from the annotation of a GenBank genome assembly.